CUUAACGCUGUUUCAGCCUCAAAUAAAAAACAAAUAAAAAAUUUCACAAAAAAUUAGAGGAAAAUAGUUGUGGCUGAGAUUGAUUCUCCCUUUCUUCUUCUUCCAGUCUUCCUCCUUCUUCUUCAUCUUCUUCUUCACUAAUCUUCUUCUUAUCCAGCUCUGCUAAAAGUUUAAAAUAUAGUUUUUUUUUAGUUUCUUCGGAUUUGAUUGUUUAUCUUGUGAGAUGAUCUAGUUUCUAUUUCGGAUUAGGUUCCUCAAUGAUGGCUACUCUCAACGGUAUUGGAUGCGGUGGAAACGUUUGGUUUCUCUAGAAUCUUUUUAAGUGCUCUUUUCCAACUAGAAAUCACAACGGCUUUGCAAUUUGGGAACUUUGGUGUUUGGAGGGAUCAGAGAUGGCUUCUUUGUUGUGUUAGAGAGGAUUUGAAGCAGCGGACAGCUGCAAAGAUCCGGUUAUGGAUACUAAUACAUCUGGAGAUGAAUUAUUAACUAAGGCAAGAAAGCCAUAUACUAUAACAAAGCAGCGAGAAAGAUGGACAGAGGAUGAACAUGAUAAGUUUUUAGAAGCCUUGAGGCUUUAUGGAAGAGCUUGGCAACGUAUACAAGAACAUAUUGGGACAAAGACUGCUGUUCAGAUUAGAAGUCAUGCUCAAAAGUUCUUCACAAAGCUGGAGAAAGAGGCUGAAGCUAAAGGCAUUCCUGCUCUUGACAUAGAAAUUCCACCUCCUCGUCCUAAAAGAAAACCCAAUACUCCUUAUCCUCGGAAACCUGGCAACAGUGGUCCAUCAUCAAAACUUGUAUCCUCAGCCUCUUCUUCACAAUGUAACCAGACCUUCUUGGAUUUGGAAAAAGUGCCGGCUACUCAGGAAACAUCAACUGGGAAAGAAAACCAAGAUGAUAACUGCUCAGGCGUUUCUACUGUGAACAAGUAUCCCUUACCAAAGAAAGCAACUCAAAAAUCUGAACCGUCUCUAAGAAAGGAAAGUGCGGAUAAUGACACAAGUAAGGCGUCAAAUGUGGACAACAUGGUUCAAGAUGUUCCCGAGAAGAACAAAGACAGAGAUGGUGACGGUGUGCCCAGCAGCGCAAGGAACUACCCUUUGCAUUUUCAUCCCCCAGGUAUGGUAUCUCAAGACUUGAUGUUUUGUCCUAUGGGAGAUCGUGUUCACGGGCACUCUAGCUCGCACGUGAAUUUUCCAGCUACAACAACAUCAUCUGCUACUACUACUACAACAACUGCUCAACAGGCGUUUCCAGCAUUCCCUUCCCAAGAUGAUUACCGUUUCUCUUCUACUUUCCCCAAUCUCAUUAUGUCAAGUCUCCUACAGAAUCCUGCAGCUCAUGCUGCAGCCACAUUCGCUGCUUCUCUUUGGCCCUAUUCUAACGUCGGGAAAUCAGGAGAUUCAUCAACGCAAAUGAGUGCUUCUUCUCCACCAAGUAUAGCUGCCAUUGCUGCGGCUACAGUAGCUGCUGCAACUGCUUGGUGGGCUUCUCAUGGACUUCUUCCUGUAUGUGCUCCUCCUGCUCCCGUCACAUGCCUUCCAUUACCACCAACCUUUGCUGUUCCAACUCCAGCGACUGAUACCGUUGAGAAACAAAACACAGCUCUGCAAGAUCAAAAGUUGGCUUCAAAAUCUCCAGCUUCAUCAUCAUCCGACGAUUCAGAAGAGACUGGAGUAACCAAGCUAAACGCUAACUCAAAAAAAAAUGGUGACAAGGAAGAGGAAAUUUUUGUUGUUGAUCCAAACGCUUCCCCGAAGAAAAAGCUAGUGGACCGCUCAUCGUGUGGGUCAAACACACCUUCAGGAAGUGACGCGGAAACAGACGCAUUAGAUAAAAUGGAAAAAGAUAAUGAGGAUGUGAAGGAGGAUGCAGAUGCAAACCAGCCAGUUGUUAAUGAGUUAAGCAACCGCAGGAGUAAAAUCAGAGACAACACCAACACCAACAACCAAACUACUGAUUCAUGGAAGGAAGUCUCCCAAGGGGGUCGUAAAGCGUUUCAGGCUCUGUUUGCAAGAGAGAGAUUGCCUCAAAGCUUUUCACCUCCUCAAGUGGCAGAGAACGUGAAUGGGAAACAAAGUGACACGUCAAUGCCAAUGGCUCCUGAUCUCAACAAGAUUCAAGAUUCUUGUGAUGCAGACCAAGAAAGUGUAGUAAUGAUCGGUGGCAAUAGCCUUAGAACGAGACAGUCAGGGUUUAAGCCAUACAAGAGAUGUUCAAUGGAGGCGAAAGAGAGCCAAGCUGGGAACACAGACAAUCAAAGCGAUGAAAAAGUCUGCAAGAGGCUUCGAUUGGAAGGAGAAGCUUCAACAUAACAACAGACUUUGAGGUAAAAAUAAAAAUCUUUUGUUUUUUGCCCAAUAUCUUUAAAUCAAAGUGUUGUUAGUAAUGAAAGAAACUUAUUUUUUUUUAUUUUCUAAAUCCAUCUGAACGGUUCUUUGUUCAUGUCAGUUCAUGUACCAAACUACUCCAUCAACAUGUCUUGUCCCUUGUCUGUGUUUGUGUCUGCUGCUGUUACUGUUAAUUAACCACUAAGCAAUGGAACUAUGUCUUUUACUCUUUUGCUGUUUUUCUUUUGAAUUCUGGAUAUUUUAUGAGAUCAUAAAUAGUUUUAGAAUGAUAAAAGAUGAAUUGUACAAAGUUUUCA
Molecule: messenger RNA, 2644 nt
Organism: Eruca vesicaria subsp. sativa (arugula)
Lineage: Eukaryota; Viridiplantae; Streptophyta; Magnoliopsida; Brassicales; Brassicaceae
Source: the annotation of a GenBank genome assembly